Messenger RNA from Onthophagus taurus, 2105 nucleotides. Its product is annotated as serine/threonine-protein kinase 11-interacting protein-like. NCBI's taxonomy places the organism in Eukaryota, Metazoa, Arthropoda, Insecta, Coleoptera, Scarabaeidae. The record is from RefSeq and is a predicted model, not a curated record. Gene Ontology annotation, molecular function: protein binding. Gene Ontology annotation, cellular component: cytoplasm.
GAUCAUUUGUCGUGACGUUUAAUUUUGACACUGACGUUUCGAAACAAAGAGGUUAGGUUAUUAUUAUUAAAUCCAUCGAAUUUAUAUUAAAAGAAAUAAUGAUAUAAUGGCGAUUCCGGGUGAUAUCCAAAUCUUAGCAACACUAUUACGCAGCGAAGGGGACAAAAUUUUAGCGAACAAGUGCAAAUUAACACUCUCAACGGAUUUAGUCGACGAAUUAAACGAUUUAUUCAAUAACGAGAGUUCCUUAACUUCAUCGUUUCACGUUUUAAAUAACACCCUCACCGAAAUAAACAGGGAUUUAACUUUUUUGCACGAUUUCGUGCAACAAUCGAAAAGUUUGAAGUUAAGUUUAGGAAAACCCAGAGAUUUACAAUCGGAUAAUAUCGAUAUUUCUAAAUUUAAAUCGUUGCGUUUAUUGGAAUUGCAUAGAAUUAAUGUUAAUAAUAUAAUUGGUAUAAGUAAUUUAAGGGGAAAGUUGCAACAUUUAGUUUGCGAACGUAGUUUAAAUAGUUUAAGAGAUAUUUUUGAACGAUGUGGUGCUGAUGAUUCUGAUGGUAGCAAUUGGUAUGAGUUGAGAGAAGCUGUGCUAAAUCAUAAUGGUAUUAAAUGUAUUGAUGAUAGCCUUAAAUAUUUACCUAUGUUAACCACUUUGGAUUUGUCACAUAAUUCGAUUAAAAAUUGUGAUGAAUUAAGUGGUUUAUCCAGUUUAAAACAUUUAAAUUUAAGUUUUAAUCAGUUGCAAAAAGUUCCCGUUUUUUCCCGCCCCAUUUGUAGCCGCCUCCAAAUGUUGGUUUUAAGAUGUAAUUUUAUUGAGGAUAUUCAAUCAGUUUCUAAGCUUGUUAAUUUAACCCAAUUGGAUUUACUUGAAAACUGUCUUUUAGAACACAACAAUUUAAUCCCACUUUCUUAUCUUGUUGCUUUGCAAUGGUUAAAUUUAACAGGAAAUCCUUUAAGUUAUCAUCCCCACCAUAGGAUUAACACCGUUAAAUAUUUACAUUCAAACACAUCCUCUGUUAAGUUUAUCUUGGAUGACGACGUUUUGAGUUCUUAUGAGCAACAAAAUGUGGGUUCUUUACACCCUAAGUGUCUUUAUAAGCAAGUUGAACAACCAUCUGAGCCUCAAGAAAAUUUAGAACGAUCAAUUCGAGUUCGAUCCGCGAUUAUCAACGAAAAUAAAUCGGACGAUGAAGAUAAUUUCGAAAAAAUAACGGUUUCCGUUUCGGUUGAGGUCCCAAAAAUUAACUCAGAACCGAAAGAAAAUUUAAACAGCAUCCCCAAAGAUUACAUUAAAUCGUUAUAUGGAAAAACCGGAUUUACCCCCUUAGAUUUUUCCACGCAAAGUGGUUCAGCUCCAUCUUCUUCAACGCCGCUUCAAGAUUAUAUCACAGAUGAAAUGGCGAAGGUUAAAGAAAACAUUGAAGAAACGAGCCAAUACGUAACAGCUUCUGAGACAAUUAAUGAAUUAAAUGAUUUAAAAGAUUUAAAAGAUAACGAAGUCGUUGAAGAAGAAAGUGGGGUUUACGACGAUCCAGAAGAAACCGAAAAAUUAAGCGAUGAUGACUUUGAAAGUGGGGAUAGCAACAUAUUCUUAGUAAACAUAAAAGGUGGUCAAAGCGACGUUUUUGCAAUAAUAGGAAAAAAUAAUUUGGUUGAGAGAAACGCGAUAACCUCGAAAGUUUUAUCACGAAUUUCGUUAGAUUCGAUUAUUUUGUGUAAUAAAACAACUCUCGAUGAAAUCGAGUACGUUUAUAUUGAAUUUGAAACGUUUCGAAGUAACAAUAACCGAUUUUAUUUGAUUGAAAACGUCGAAGAAAGGGAACGAUUCUUUGGGAGGAUUAAAAUUUUGGUUGAUGCUAGGCCGGCGUCGGAAUCUCUCGAGAUUUUUUCUUGCUUAAAAUGUUCGACGCAGUUUGGGGUUGAGGAGCAAAAUACGGUUCAUAAAGAUACUAUAGUCUGUCCAGCUUGCGGUAGCAAUCUGGUUUUUGAAGAGAAUAAUAGCUAACUAAGGAUUUUUACGGUUUUUGUGAUAUGUAAAUUAUUAUUUGUAAGUUUAUUGUGGAAAAUGUUGAAAAUUAAAAAAUACAUAUUUUUCUAAUUCAUUA